Messenger RNA from Ceratitis capitata (Mediterranean fruit fly), 1229 nucleotides. Its product is annotated as mannose-P-dolichol utilization defect 1 protein homolog. The coding region runs from base 233 to 1018 and encodes 261 amino acids. The transcript has 2 exons. Gene Ontology annotation, biological process: oligosaccharide biosynthetic process. Lineage: Eukaryota; Metazoa; Arthropoda; Insecta; Diptera; Tephritidae. The record is from RefSeq and is a predicted model, not a curated record.
UUUUAACGAAUGUCAAAAUACGUGUCAAUGGGCCUAUUGGGAUGGUUAUCGGACUUUGUGUUAUCUAAAUGUAAUUGAUUUAUAAAAGAAAAAUUAAUUUUGCCCAUGAGAUUAGUUAAAAUAAAUUAAAACCAACAGCUAAAGCGCAAAGCAGCCACUCAACGAACUUAAUCUAAUAUACAUUUGUAUACAUUUGUCACGGUGCAAAUAUUUUUAAUACAACGAAAACAAAAUGACUGAAGCCCUAAGACCAAUAUUAAAAUAUUUUCUUUCUGAAGAUUGUAUAGACACGUAUUUGGUUGAUCAUGACUUUACCGAUGGUGCUUGCUUCAAAUCACUUUUAAGCAAAUGUCUUGGUUACGCCAUUAUUGCCGGUUCAAUUUUGGUAAAAAUCCCCCAAGUACUUAAAUUGCUAAAGAACAAAUCCGGCGAGGGUAUCAAUCUGAUAAGUGUACUUUUGGAUUUAACAGCUAUAACAUCUCAUAUGUCAUACAACUAUGUAAAAGGCUAUCCGUUCAGUGCAUGGGGUGAUAAUACAUUUUUGGCUCUACAAACUGCCGCCAUUGGUGCAUUGGUGUUAUUUUAUGGCGGCUCUAGAGCUUUGUCUCUGAUCUUUUGCUUAAUUUAUGGACUCGUCGUAUACAUACUCAAUAGUGGCCUAACGCCAAUCAAUGUACUGCUCGUGGCCCAAGCGUUUAAUAUACCAAUACUACUUUUGGGCAAACUCUCACAAGCAUGGACAAAUUACAAAAAUAGUUCAACGGGUCAAUUAUCGGCUGCAACAGUAUUUUUAUUAUUUGCUGGUUCGUUAGCCCGUAUUUUCACUUCCACUCAAGAAACUGGAGAUUUUAUGAUAAUUGCAACAUUCUGUGCUUCAACAUUUGCCAAUGGUGUAAUCGUCGCUCAAAUGAUAUACUAUUGGAACAAACCCGGUAAGGGUAAAAAGCCUAAGGCUGGAAAGGCUGCCGCAAAACCCGUUGCUGCAUCAAAGAAGACAAAAAGCAAAAAAAUCGACUAAACGAUUGGACUAAGAAUGUUAAGGCGCAAUAUCCUUGUUUAAGAGGACGCCUGCUGUGUACUCAAUGAGAAUGCUUUAGAUACAUAAAUAAAUAGAGCAUAAAAUACUAAACAAAAACUAUGCAAACAAGAGAUAGUUAAUAAUGUACAUUAUGUUUGUAAUGUAAUAAAAAGAAAUAAAAUAUAAUGUUUACCUGCUAGGUAACAAUGGA